Messenger RNA from Corylus avellana, 2228 nucleotides. RefSeq names its product L-type lectin-domain containing receptor kinase S.4. NCBI's taxonomy places the organism in Eukaryota, Viridiplantae, Streptophyta, Magnoliopsida, Fagales, Betulaceae. Gene Ontology annotation, biological process: protein phosphorylation. Gene Ontology annotation, molecular function: carbohydrate binding; protein kinase activity; ATP binding. The record is from RefSeq and is a predicted model, not a curated record.
UUGCUUCAGAAAGCUCAUCAGUUCUUUUUCUCUCGCAUGGCUGCUGAAAGGCUCAUCCCUCUCUGGGUCUUCUUUCUUUUCUUAUACCCAGUAAAAUCUGAUCUAAACGAUGGUGGACUCUUGCUGAGCGGAUUCAGCGACGGGUUUAUCACUAGUGCUGCAAGAAACAACAUGAGCUUAAACGGCGUUGCAGCGUUUGAGAACAAUGGCGUGCUUCGUCUAACAAACGGCUCGCUCCAAGCUGUCGGCCACGCGUUUUAUUCAUAUCCAAUCCAAUUCAAGAACUCCAGCGGCGGAGUCAUGUCCUUCUCCACCGCAUUCGCUUUUGCUAUAAUCACCGAGCAUGGGGCACGCGGCGAGGGCCUCGCUUUCACAAUCUCUCCCACAAAAGAGCUUCCCGGGGCCGCUCCGGGCCCUUAUCUCGGCCUAUUCAACGCCAGCGAUGAUGGGAACUUCUCAAACCACAUACUUGCGAUCGAAUUGGACACUUUCAAGGACCCGGAGUUGAAUGACCUCGAUGACAACCAUGUCGGCGUCGACAUCAAUAGCGUAGUAUCGAACAAAUCUGUUCGGGCUGUGCAAUUUAUGGGUAGUGAUACGAGGAAGGCAGACCUCGACUUGAACAGUGGUCGCGUAAUUCAGGCUUGGGUGGAAUAUAAUUCGCAGACGAAUCAAUUAGAUGUAAAGGUUUCGGCGGAUUCAGCUAGACCCAGGUCUGUACUCUUGUCCUAUAACGUGAACCUCUCGGAUAUUCUUCAAGAAUCCAUGUACAUCGGGUUUUCUGCUUCAACUGGUUCGGACGCGAGCUCGCAUUAUAUCCUGGGCUGGAGCUUCAACGUGAAUGGAGAUGCUAACAAUCUUUAUUUAGAUAAACUCCCUCAGCUCCCCACUGGGAGUACCAAAAAGAAUCACACGGGAUUAAUUGUUGGUGUCUCAGUUUCAGGUGCUUUGGCUGUGAUUUUGGGGAUUGCUUUGACGUUUUACAUCGUCAGGAGGAAAAAGAAGGCUGAUGUGGUUGAGGCAUGGGAGCAUGAUAUUGGUCCGCAUAGAUAUCCUUACAAGGAGCUGAAGAAAGCAACAGGGGGUUUCAAAGACAAAGAGCUAAUUGGGUCUGGUGGGUUCGGUCGAGUUUACAGAGGAACUCUGCCAAACUCAGACACCCAAGUUGCUGUCAAGCGUAUUUCCCAUGAUUCAAAGCAAGGUUUGCAAGAAUUCGUGUCGGAGGUUGCUAGUAUUGGCCGUCUUCGUCAUAGAAAUUUGGUUCAAUUGGUGGGCUGGUGUCGUCGGCAAGGUGAUCUACUACUUGUGUAUGAGUUCAUGCCGAAUGGAAGCUUGGACAAGUACCUGUUUGAUGACCAGCCUAACAGAAUCCUGAGCUGGGAGCAAAGGUUCAGGAUCAUCAAAGGUGUGGCUUCUGGGCUUUUAUAUUUACACGAGGAGUGGGAACAAACUGUAGUUCACAGAGACAUCAAGGCAGGAAAUGUGUUAUUGGAUUCAGAGUUCAAUGGAAGGCUGAGUGAUUUUGGUCUUGCUAAGCUAUACGAGCACGGCUCCAACGCAAACACCACAAGGGUGGUGGGCACGCUGGGUUAUUUGGCGCCUGAGCUCUCGCGCACAGGCAAGCCUACAACCAGCUCCGAUGUUUAUGCCUUUGGCGCUUUGUUGCUGGAAGUGGUAUGCGGUAGAAGACCCGUGGAUCCUAAAGCACCGCCGGAGAAUCUGAUGCUGGUGGACUGGGUGUGGGAGAAGUGGAGGGUAGGAGAAAUUCUUGAUGUUGUUGAUCCAAGGAUGGAGGGAAAGUUUGAUCAAGUUGAGGCUGUUUUGGUGUUCAAACUGGGUUUGAUGUGUUCCAACGAUUCACCUGAAGCACGACCCACGAUGAGACAGGUGGUGAGGUACCUGGAACGCGAGUUGGAGAUGCAGGAGCAGGUGGCGGAGCCAUACAGGAAAACAAGUGGUGCUGCUGAGGAUUAUCUGCAAUUUUAUCCUAAUACUUCUGCUUCGCAUUAUGAUGCUGAAGCUGGUUUAAGCUCGCCAUUUUCAUCUUUGAGUACCACCAGAUCAGGUGAAGGUAGGUAGGCAUGAGAGAGUUCCAAGCUCCUCGAUCUACAUGGUUUUGGAUGUUCAGGUUUCGUUUUUUUUACUAGCUAGGCUUUGAUUUUUAACCUUCGUUUAACGAUCACAGUUGUACCUUUUUAUCUGGAAGUAAAUAAAUUAUAAUUACCAUC